AUGUCCUCUUCUAGCCAGAUAUUGGAUAAGGUGACUAUGAUUUCACCAGCAUCGCCAGGAGCAGCAUCGCCGAAGGAUGAAGACUUCAAACCUCAGCAGAUUGUUCGUUCUUCCGAGAAUAGCAAGCCUGCUGCUGUGAAUCAACAGUCUCCGAUGAAAAAAUCGGAUACGCGCACCCUGCGCUUUGCCCAACAACAGCGCAUCAAGCCUAUUUCGAAUUCAUUCUUGGCAUCAGAUAAGAUACGUUCCGCUUUAUGGUAUCCAGUACAAGAACUCGAGGAACGAGAGAGACAGUGGAAAAAUGAGACUCCCAACAACGAGAUAUUGAAGUGGGAAGAAGGGUUAUUCUUUUUGCAAAUGUUAGAUCGCUCUCAUAUGGAAGCACCGCAGGACGAUUGGUCACCGAAACAAGAAGAACGUGUACAACGUGCCAUCAAUGCCGUCCUUUCUGAACAAGGGAGACAGAACCAGCAGUUGCAACUUCAGCAGUUGCAACUUCAGCAACCACAUCAACAAAAGCCCGAUCCAACUCCUACUGAAAUUGGGAUAUCAGCGGAAGAAAAGGAUAGAUUGGGCAAAAGGGAUCAAACUCCCUUGUUUAUGAUUGCGAUCCAGUACAGUUGGCACACUGGAACGGCGGCAGGAGCUGCCAAACAUCGAGCAAUUCAAUUGGCAAUGGAAAUUCAGAGAUUGUGGCAGGAUGAAGACACAACGGCCACAAGGAAGGAAGAAGAUGGGCAAGAUAAGGUCUCCAUUCAAGACGAGGAGGAGAAAAAGGAAGAAAAAGAAGUAGGCAAGGUGCAGCAAAUGGAAGAUGAACCCGACAGUAUUGAGAAAGAAGACACUUUCGAGGAAGAAUCUUCCGUGGAUUUAGGAAACCUUCCUGAAAAAAACGAAUCUGUAUCAGGAAGAUCUCUAGCGGACGGAUCGGAUGAAGCUCCAAAACCUGUACGACCUCGAGGAAUUUUCAGAGGAAAUUCUGAUCACUCAGCACUGUCCGAUAUUGGUGGUCUACAGAAAAAGGGAAGCAGCCGCAGUGUGUUUAGCAAUUCUUAUUCUGAUCCCUUGCUAGACCCCGAAGACUAUCUUGGUGAUUGGGUACACUUGGCGCUACCUACCAAAUUUGCUGGCAAGGAGCAUCCUCAAAUUUCGGCCACUCUGAAGAAACAACGAAGUCGGGCUCGUUUGUCCGCAAGGAGCUUGGCCCUCAAGGAAGAUAUUCAAGUGAGUGGUACCAAAAUGAGGAAAAACAAUGUACUCAAAAGUAUUCACGACCGGGGGGCCAUGGCGUUGGACAAAGGGGGACGAAAGGAGGCAUUUCAAGAUUGUGUGAAAAAACUGAUUACCCUGAACCGAUUCUUUCAAUCAGUCGAGGGUGUAUCCAAAGAUAGGGCUUUGGAUACAGAUAAGAAGAAGUUUUUGGAAGCUAUUGCAGCCAAGAAAUCAAACAUAUUUCACAGCAUGGAAAUUCCAGAUAAUAUUCACGAACCAGCAGAAGAAACGAAGCUAGCAAAUAAGGGAGCUCCCAUCCAAGUCCAUAGCAUCUUGCUAUCACCCGCCAUCAAGGCAUUGCGACCAAAACACAAGGUUGUAUGGGGGGAGAAAUUGCAUCGGGUCAAAUUCUUUCCAGAAUUUCCACUUCAAUUCGAAAAGGAAGAAUACUUUUACACCUCCGAAGACAUUAGCCGAUUCCGUUUUGAGAAGUUCAUGGAGGAUAACAAUGACGAAUACGAAGAACAAGUUAUGGGUUCUAAUGAAGAGAAGGAGUUAGAAGCCUUGAAUGAGGAGGGCGAUGGCGAUGAAUCUUCGUACGAGUACGAGUCUUACGAAGAGCUUUCGUAUCACUCGGACUCUGAUGAAUCGUACUAUGAGGAGGAAUUAGCCGAGCCAGUUCGAGACCUGGCAAAUCUGUCCGAGACCCAAUCCGUGUCUAGUGAGGGUAGAAGAUUGAGUCUAUAA
This is a messenger RNA of Cylindrotheca closterium, 1959 nucleotides long. Lineage: Eukaryota; Bacillariophyta; Bacillariophyceae; Bacillariales; Bacillariaceae. The record is from the annotation of a GenBank genome assembly.